UCUCUUUUCGCCAUAAUCGAGCUUCAAGCCAAAGCCUUUAAUUCACACCUUCUCACACUCGUUCCGCAGACCUCUAUCACAAUGUCCAAGACUCUUCUCUCCGUUGCCCUCCUCACCGGAGCCGCUCUCGCCCUGCCGGCCGUCGAAGUCGUCCAAGUCCGCCAGAUCGAGAAGCGCCAGGACUCCUCCGCCGACCUCAGCGCCCAGUUCCCUACGGACAUCAACCUGAGCGACCUCGCGUCUCUCCUCCCCACCGACGUGCCCAUUCCCACCGAUAUCGCCAUCCCCACCGACCUCGACCUCUCUUCUAUCCUCGACGGCAUCGCGACCCUGCUCCCCUCGGGCUGCCAGAUUCCCUCCGCCUUCGCCUCUGUCCCCACACCCCCGGCUGAUGUCCAGUCCGCGAUCCUCUCCUACACCGACGUCUGCCACGAGCCCUCCUUCACCGGCUCCCUCGGCGCCCAUUACACUAGCUACCUCUCUGAGGCCGAGGCCUGGGCGUCUUCCAACGGCCCCGCCUUCUCCAGCUGGGCGUCUGAAUUCGCCACCGCGUGCCCCUACGCCAGCGGCAUCGCGACGGACGAGGCGGGUCUCAGCUCCCUGCUUGGUAGCUACUCCGUCACCAUCCCCAGCUGCACCGGCGCGUCUGCGACGGGCGCGAAGCAGACAGGAAGCAACUCGGCGAAGCAGACUGGCUCCGCUACGACUGGUGCUGCCUCUGGUACCGCUGGAUCUAAGGAAUCUGGUUCUUCCAGCGCUACCCAGGGCAAUAACAACACCGGCGCUGCGCCCCAGCAGACUGCCUUUGCGGCUGUCGCUGGUGUUGUUGCCGGUUUCGCGGGUGUGGUAGCGUACUUGUAAGCACUGCGCAAUGUAGUGCAUGGGCAAAUGGUGCUGGUGGUUCAAAAGUGGAUCAUGUUGGUGGGGUCAUGGGCACGGAUGGUGUCGAUGGAGAUAUUGAAGCUUUGCGUGUUCGCAGAGCUGCCACUGCUGUUAGCAGCAGCUAUAUCUAUUCCGUAGAUACAGACACUAUCGAUAGUAGCGCUGCGAACACCCUGAACUCCGCUAUCUAUACCAACACCAUCUAUAUCUGGAGUACCACCAGAUGUGGUUUUGAAUCCCAAAAGGGACGGAAUGGGCUUCAGAGAAGCUCAAUUGACAUAUAUCCAUAGUAGACUAAUAUACGCCUUCGUCAUUACCUCAGUCCCAUCUUUCCUUGAUUAACUCUGAUUGCGUG
Paraphaeosphaeria sporulosa is the source of this 1237-nucleotide messenger RNA. RefSeq lists its product as uncharacterized. The record is from RefSeq and is a predicted model, not a curated record. The transcript has a single exon. Lineage: Eukaryota; Fungi; Ascomycota; Dothideomycetes; Pleosporales; Didymosphaeriaceae. Bases 82 to 861 code for a protein of 259 amino acids.